AUGUCCGAGACUGAAGAAAAUUUAAAUAUUCAAUUGAUUCAAGAAAUAUUAAACGAAAAUCCAAAUAAUGUAAAACAAUUGUUGGAAGAGGGAGCUGAUGUUUGGUAUAAAGAUGAUAAAGGUAAAAGCCCUUUACAUUUUGCAUGUGACAAUGGAAAUAAAGAGAUAGUUAGUUUAUUAAUUCAGCACGGCCAUCCUUGGAAUGUUAUCGAUAAUGAUAACGUAACUGCUGGUGAAUAUUCUAAGCGUAAUGGUCAUGAAGAAGUUUAUAAUAUGUUGGUUGAAGAAGGAUGUAGAGCUGAAUUAAUACUUGGAAUGAUUGAUAGAAAGGAAAAAAUGAACAAUUCAUCAAACCCAUCAAAUAUUGAAUAUUUAUCAAAACCGCUUAGAUAUUCUGAGGAUGGUAAAGAAAACCUUAAUAUUCUUAAUAUAGGUUUUGGUCUUGGAAUCAUUGACACUGAAAUUCAAAAAUACAAACCUCUCCAUCACACAAUUGUUGAAGCACAUCCUGAUGUUUAUAAAUUUAUGAUUGAACAAGGCUGGGAUAAGAAACCAGGGGUAAAAAUUAUAUUUGGUAGAUGGCAAGAUGUAUUGGAUGAGUUGUUAUUAACGCUGAGUGUAGAUGGUGAAAUGGGUUAUGAUGGGAUAUUUUUUGAUACAUUUGGUGAAUAUUAUGAUGAUUUGCAUGAUUUCCAUGAGGAAUUGCCAAACUUGCUUAAAUCUGAUGGUGUUUAUUCAUUUUUUAAUGGAUUGGGUGCCACCAAUCCAUUUUUUCAUGAUGUUUAUUGUCGAAUUGCAGAACUUCAUCUUGCUGAUGUUGGACUUUGCACUCAAUUUGUUGAGAUGGCUGUCAAUUUAUCAGAUGUUGAAAGUAAAGAAAUCUGGAAAGAUGUAAAAUCUAAAUAUUGGACUUUAAAUACUUAUCAUUUACCAAUUUAUGAAGUCAAUUGGAAUGAUGUUGAAUCAAUUUAUAGCUGGAUAAAACCAUUGAAGCAUUCUGAUGAAACUUUUACACCCAAAGUUCUAGAAGUCGGAGUGGAGUUUGCCAAAGAUUUAAAAACCUCAAGACAAAAGACUGAAACAACCACCCUAUCCCCCGUCUUGGCUAAUGGACCAGGCAUAGGAAAAAAUGACAAAGAACUUUUAGAUGUGAUCAAAAAUCGAAUGUACACCGUCAAUGUUACCUUUGGAAAUAGCACUGUUGCAUCACCAGAAGAUGAGAAAUGUAGCCAUAAGAUUAGCCAUGCACUUGGGGUUGUUCUCAAGGAUGUUAACAGUGAUAGGAAUUUUGAUAAUUAUAUUAAAUUUAUUGUCCUCAGCAUUAAUGAGCUAAACCUUUUGCACAAGUGUGGUAAAGAGUCAGAUCCCCAAGGAAAUCCAGCUCGUCAAAUUGUACAUUCUGCUGGAAGUUUGGGUUGCAGUAGCGGAGAUAUACUCUAUCUACCAAUCUUAUCUGGCACAAUUCAGGGUCCUCUUGAAGAAGUGUUCAGAGAAUCAACAUAUAUUUAUUUUCACUUACCACUUUGCCUUCUUCAAGAUGAGGAGGUGUGGAAUAUUAGCAAAGUAUUGCUGACUCCGAACUCUCACUAUCAAACUAUAUCAAUAAUAACAAGACCUUUAAUUGCUGCGUUAGUGACCUUGGUGGACAGUGGAAAUCAUCUGGAUCUUUUUUAUAAUGAUUUAUCAAAUAAAGUCAAGCGUAAAACAAACAAAGUUGAUUUUGUGCAUUGUAUAACAAAUGUCAAGGGACUAAUUUUAGAUCUAUAUCCAUUUGGGCAACUUGCAAACAUUAUAACACCAGCAAUUGCAUAUUAG
Molecule: messenger RNA, 1815 nt
Organism: Entrophospora candida
Lineage: Eukaryota; Fungi; Glomeromycota; Glomeromycetes; Entrophosporales; Entrophosporaceae
Source: the annotation of a GenBank genome assembly